UAUAGCAAGAAGAAAGAAUUCAUAUUGUGUUCGGUAUUCGUUUUCAUUCUUAGAGUCUGCUGUGAGGAUUUAAUGUGAUUUUAAUAACACUAAAAGAACUAGUAAUAUUUGAUAUAAACCGUAUUGGUUGUAGCAUCCCUUGUGUGUUAAUCGAGUGUCGUAAUCUAAAUGUUAAAAUGUGAAUCGUUUUCAUGUGACUACCAUCAAUUUCACUCAUCUAAUUUCAUGCACAAAUCAAAGUUUUCCUUCAGAUUGCACAUUUUACUGACAACGUUAGAAAUCUCAAACCACAAAUAGAGUAAAUACGAAAACCGCACUACAAUUUGUUCCAGCGAAAAUUGAUGGAAUUUUAAAUUGAAAAUUGGAAUUCUUCACCAUACCGAUACGUAUAGAUGUACAUAUAAAUGCAAAAGCAAGUUGUGUAAGCCAAUUAAUCAAACUUUGAUGAUAAAUACAGAAAGGGAGUAUUUAAAACGCCAUUGAAAUUGAAUACACGCUGGGAGCGUAUCAUCACCGGAAUCAAUUAAAAAUUGAUUAUUUUCGGUCAGGUGAUUUGAAAGAGUGCUUUCAUUUCCAUUCUUUUUUCCUUUAAAUAUUGAAAUACACGCAACUAAACCGUCACCGAUCUACCGGUUCAAAUCAACAUACCAGUUCAAAUCAAAGAGCCGUCAUCAUCAGAUUAUGAAGAAACGUCUGAAAACAAGUACAACGAAACGCGCAGCGAUGAAAAUGAAACGGCUUCGGCCUGUGGUCGAACCAAGAAGCAUUUAAUAGAUGUUAGUGAUAAGAUUAGCAGCUUUACAAUGGAAUGUACGAAUCGGUUGAAUCGUUGUAGUACAUGGUUUUGUUCACGCAACAAUGAUACGAACGUAGAUCGAACUAGAAGUCCGUCGGUGGAUGUAUUUCAAGGUCCCGGUCCGAGUCCAGGCAGUGCGGGCUCAUGUGGUGAUGACAGUGUACCACCAGCGAAAAACUGUUAUCGAUUGGUAAUGUUAGGUUCGGCUCGUGUUGGUAAAACAUCAUUGGUGUCCCGUUUCUUGGGUGGUAAAUUUGAAGAUUCGUACACUCCUACCAUUGAAGAUUUUCACCGGAAAUUGUAUCGCAUUAGAGGCGAGGUGCAUCAGUUGGAUAUUCUAGACACUAGUGGAAAUCAUCCAUUUCCGGCAAUGCGGAGGCUAUCAUUUUUAACUGGCGAUCUUUUCGUGCUAUGCUUUAGUAUGGACUCCAGAGAAUCAUUUGAAGAAGUAAUACGGUUAAGGGAACAAAUAUUAGAAACAAAAUUAAGUGCCAUAUCUGGUUCAUCUGGACGCUCAAAGAAAAAUUUGCCCAAAGUGCCAAUGGUAAUUGCGGGAAACAAAUGUGAUAAAGAAAUGAAAACGGUACAACGCGAGGAAGCUAUUUCAUACUGUGCCACCCAGGACUCGGCAUGUGUGUUCGUUGAUUGUUCUGCCAAAAAAUUGCAACGGGUCGACGAUUUAUUCUACGAAUUGUUCAAUGCUGCAAAUCUUCCACCCGAAAUGGCGCCGAAUCAUCACAAACGAGUUAGCACAGCAUUCGGUUCACCAUGUACACUACCGCCCCAUGUUCCAUCGGAUAAAUCGAAGAAAUACACGCUAUCCAUCAAGCGGCGUCUGAGUGAUGCUUGCGGCGUUGUUGCACCGAAUGUUCGGCGACCGAGUAUUCGCACCGACCUAAUGAUAAUGCGCACGAAAACAUGUUCGUUGGGUGACGGUGAAGGGGCCGCAUCUGGUGGCUUCGGUAGAAUAUCGAGAAAUUCAAGCGGUUGCGUAAUACAAUAAAAAAAUUAGUUUUGUAUUUGGUGUUUUUUGCAUCCAGCAUAAAAGUUGACAAAGAAGGAAAACUAACAAAACAAAAAAGAGAAAAAUUUUUAAUCAUAAGGUUUUUUGUGUGUGCGUUUUACUAUACAGUAGGUCAUAAGAAAAUUGUUAAGUUUAAAUUUGAAUUGAAAACUUAUUGGAAAUUAUAGAUCGAUUUCAGAUUGUUAAACAAAAUGUUUUUGAUAUUCUAAUUAAAUUUUAAGACACCAACCAUGACUAUAAUUUUGAGUAUAAAACAUAGGUUUUUUAUAAAGAAGAAAGAUAAAAAAUAAAAUUGUAAAAAUAAAAUUUAAAUUUGAUCGCGAAUAGUGAAAAUAAAUGACCAGAUUGUCCGGACAUCCGACACAAUAGUUUAUUUUCAAGAUAACUUAACAAAGAAAUAUGUGUACAAAUAGACACAAAGCAAUAUCUACACACAAAUGUGUUUGUCCUUUUAUUUAUUGACCAUGCAUGUCUCGUAGUCUCGUAACAACCAGCACUGGUUCAGCACUAUCCCGUUCUACUUAUAAAUACACGAUGUCGCAGUUACCAAAGUGAUUGAACUUCUUUUUUUUUUAGAAAAAAUUGUUGUUCUAUCUCGAUAAGGUAGGCAUUUCAAUGUUGUUCUCUCAGAAAAGUAACACUUCCUUAAAACCGAACUUAGGGACUGCACUUAAAAAAAGAUAUUUCCACUCUAGAAUUUGCACGGAAAGUAACACUGAAAUUUAUUGGAUUAAUUCAAAAUGAUGGCACAAAAAAAUGGAUUUUCCUAAUUUUUCAAGCUAAAUUAUGGAAUUUGCACAUCGAUCUCCGUUUGUCGCGCUGAAAGUCGAGUAUCACAAAACCGAAAUAAAAACCGAGCUCACAAAAAUACUGUUGGCGGUUUUCCUCGAAACUCGAAAAAUCAAAUAAAAUUUCUAAGAUCCAGAGUGAAAACAAUUCCAUUCUGUUUGUUGAAUCACCAACCUUUGUCGUUUAUUUUUUGGCCAAGACAUUGCCUAAAUCGAUUUUACACCCGAUUUCACAUUAUAUUGUAAAUACAG
Molecule: messenger RNA, 2860 nt
Organism: Bradysia coprophila
Lineage: Eukaryota; Metazoa; Arthropoda; Insecta; Diptera; Sciaridae
Product: dexamethasone-induced Ras-related protein 1-like
Biological process (GO): signal transduction
Molecular function (GO): GTP binding; GTPase activity; G-protein beta-subunit binding
Source: RefSeq, a predicted model, not a curated record